Messenger RNA from Colletotrichum lupini, 3249 nucleotides. RefSeq lists its product as uncharacterized. Lineage: Eukaryota; Fungi; Ascomycota; Sordariomycetes; Glomerellales; Glomerellaceae. Bases 1 to 3249 code for a protein of 1082 amino acids. The transcript has 26 exons. The record is from RefSeq and is a predicted model, not a curated record.
AUGUGCACAGCAUAUUUGGGAUACGGCGGCAAUUGGGGCGAGCAAUGGGGGAAAAUGGCCGCAAGCAGACGAGAGAAUUUCCCAUGUGUUACGCGCAGGGCGAUUGAUGACCAAGCCAGCUACCUCACGCCAAUCGACUUUGUCGAAGGCCUGAGCCUAAGCCUGAAGACUUCUCAGUUGAACGACAUUGAACUUUGCUUCCUUUGCGCGUCGCACUGCACCGCAGUCUCUUCCCAAUCUGCUGAGCCAUUGAGGUGCGGUGCGGUUACGCGGAUGGGAUGGCACAUGUGCAAAGCUCUCAAGAGACAGAAGCUGGGACGUGCAAACACACCACAGACAGUACUGGGAUCCCUGCUACAGAUAACAGUGCGAAAACAAGAUGCACAAUGUAAUCUCGCAAGUAAACAAAGUACACUGCCCCACAUGGACUCGCCGGGCUACGGUUCCCAGGACCAGGUAUCGUGCAGGUUUCCCAAGUGCAGACAUGGGGGGGAAGGCAGGUACCUGGGUAGAAGAAGUGGGCUGCAGGUGCAGCGUGUGGCCCAGAUGUGGGAGCGAAGUGGAGACCUCUCAAAGUGGGAAGCAGAGCACCAUACCUGCGUAGCAAGCAGAAAAGGCCAGGACGUCAGGUACGUACAACCUUACACAUCGCUACCUUGUCCAUGUGGUACCUUGUUCUGGGCUGACUAUCAAGAUGCCGCGAAACCUAAGCGCAUUUGUAGGAACAGAGGCUUGCGCGAUUUUUCGAGCCGUUCCAUGGCAUCAAAUGACGACACUGCUUUCCAGGGCCCAAACACGACAACGACAGGCGAGCCGCGACAGACAGACAGGCCGGGCAUGGACCGUGGACAUCCAUGGAUUAGAGUAUGGCAGUCGUCGUCUUCGUCGUCGUCGUCGUCGGCUCUUGGUCUGUCUCGGGUUCGCCUGAUGGAGCGUGCACCGCGCUCCCCCUACCCUUUUCCACUCUUCAUUGCCGCUUACGAUAACGCUGGCGGUCAGCACAUACGAGUACACUACAACAACAAGUCCGGAUACAACCGUCCCACGAGAAUGGUUACGCCCGGCGGUCGCAGAUUGAAGUUUUUUUCUCCGUGUAAUUGCAGUGGCACUCUCACCACGCGCAUCAGUCAUCAAGCCACGGCGGAUAACAUGCCGCACUUCCAACGCGGCCUGCUAGCACUGAUCAGUGAAGUGAAGGAGUGGACGAGUACGUACAAAUUGUGCAAGAUCAAACAAUUAGAUUCCCAACGCUCAGCAACAGCACGGCCCUUUUUCUCUAUCGUCCAGCACUCCAAGGCAAGUGGAUCACAACAAGCUUUUGGCCCUCCAAAUUUCGCUGCCAGUCAUGAGCUUCGACGUUGGGGGACCUACCCUGCUGUUGUUGCCAAUCGACCAAUCAAAUUGCUAUCAGGAAACGGCCCUUUCAAACUUUUCCCCCCCAUGCUCGGCGUUGCCAGUUUCUCACAGGGCCAUGGAGUCAGGGACGGCGGCUUCCCAGGGCAGGUUGCUUGUACCGCCGGAUGCGAUACGUACCGGUCGAACCUCACCCAUCUCAAUCUGCAUCUUGUUCUGCAACGAGACGAAAGCGCGUACCUGUGCAAGCAGCAGCACUCAGCGGCACUCGCAUUCCUCGCCAUCCAACCAGAGAGGUUGCCUCUUCUGAAUUCGGCACUUCGGCCAAUGCCCUUGAACGCUAGAUGUGACGGGCAUCCCGUCCCUUCUCGGGACAUUUUCAACAACUCACGCACUUGGAACUUGACGGAUACCUUUUCCACCUCGCAAAUUUACCAGACAUGCAGCUUUUGCAAGCUACCCGCCGCUAUCAUCCCGCCCUACUGCAACACUCUUGGCAAUCGUCGGCAGCACCACUCGUCCCGCUACCAUCUCCCGCCCUUCACACAGGUCAAUCCGUCAAAUCGGGUCCUCCUCAUUAACACUAUUCCACGAAAAAUACGCGUGUCAGUGCCCGGAGGCUGUCGAAGGCUGUUUGACGGAUACGAAAGCAUCGAACUGCGACUUACAUAUCGCUCAGCCAGGCCCUGUCGCAUUUCCCCAAAUAUGGGGAAGCUAGCUACGGGUGCGGUGUGUACCUACCGUGGCUCCAUGGCAGCGCAACCCUGCUGUGAUGCUGGGAGAAGAACAUCAAUGACCGCCUCCGUUCUCCAGUCUAAAGAGCUCGAGGGACCUCAAGGGCCUCCAGGGCCAGAGACUGCAACUCUGUCCGGCAGCGAGACGGCAAUAUGUUUUACUGUGCGAAGUCAAGACACCAGAACAAUUUGGUUCACGAUCUUGUCACCUUCUACUCCGUACACGCUCCGAGAGGGAUAUCCACUGUUCACCGCACGUCGCCUGCUUACAGGGACUCCGAUGCACACGGACCCUACGGAUACUCGACUGACAGAAUUGCCCUGUGCUGAGCUGAAGCCUGAAGAAUGGAUCGCGAACCAGAAACGAUACCGCGAAUGGGGCGGCUCCCGUCAGAUGGUCUUCUCUUACUCAGUGACCCUCGCCGUUCCGGCCGAUCCGUUACCGCUCAUCGCUUUCGCACCGACCUCCGAUCUGCUCGCCUUCGCCUCUCUCGCCAUCGCGGGAAUUGACGGUUUCUCCGUACGAGGCGCGCUCUCGCCAAAAACCAGUUCUCGUUGGCGUUGGAGCUUGGGAUCGGAGCCGUGUCGGUCAGUGUUCGGUCUCGCCGUCGAAGAGGCCGGGGGAUCCAUAAUGUACAAAGCGGUCGGUGGCCUUGGCCAUUUUGCCUUCCAAACUCAAGACAUCCCGAACCGCCUGGCCGUUUCCUCGCCCGGCUGCCAGCCACGGUGCCACGCAAAGGGUGGUGGCCCAGCUCCUAGAAAAGUUCGCCGAUACUGUAAUCUCUCACCGAGAUUCAAGCACGGUCUGCCCGGCUUCUUCCACCAUCCCAGCCUGCCAGGUCUUACCACGGGCGACGCCCGGGCCUACCUGAAGCCCGGGUGUUUGGUCCUGUCCUUGGGCCGGAUGACAGAACCUGUCGGACAACCUGGACGGUUGGAGCCUGGAGAAAACUCGCGCUCGGCUGGCCAAAGCUCGCCAUUCAAUAUUGUCCUCAGGCAUGCUGAGCCGCCCACGAUGAGCCAUUUCAAACCUUGCUAUCGUAUUGGACAGUUCGAUACCUCGCCCAUCGUUGAUCUGGGCCAUCUUGGGGCACGCCGCAUCUCUGCACCACUACCCACCAUUACAGUCCUCGGAAAUGGCCCCGGUUACCCCCUCCCGUAA